Molecule: messenger RNA, 372 nt
Organism: Rhizophagus irregularis DAOM 181602=DAOM 197198
Lineage: Eukaryota; Fungi; Glomeromycota; Glomeromycetes; Glomerales; Glomeraceae
Source: RefSeq, a predicted model, not a curated record
AUGAAUAAUAAACCAAUACCGGAUGAUUUUGAAGACGUUCUUGAUGAUAUGGAUGAGGAAGAACGAAAUCAACUUGAUGUAGGUGGUAUUUAUUAUGAUGGUCAUGAACGCCCUGAUGUUGUUGAAUAUCGAAAAUCCUUUCUAGAUGAAAUCUAUAGUUAUGAGAAGUAUAUGGUGAAAUAUGAAGAGAUAAUUCUUGAUGAAUAUAUUUUUUACUCUAAUGAUGGAAAACGGGGGUGUAUGGGCGAAAUCGGAAGAAUUGCCAUUACACAAAAAAGGAAAUGGACGUUCGAUAAUGAAGCUUCAACAGGACCCCGAACAAUAUAUAUAAAGUCAGAUAUAAUUAUGCGUAGCAGAGUAUUAAAUUAUUAA